AUGCCUCUCAGAUCCACCCGCCACACCACCACCACCACCGCCCCCCGCCGCACCGGCCUCUUCUCCCGCCGCAACCACACAACCACCCGCACCACGCACACCACCGCCCGCCCCGCCAAGCGCGGGCUCUUUUCUCGCCGCCGCGGCCCCGUCCACACCACCCACGCGGCCCCCGUCCACCACCAGCGCCGCAAGCCCUCCAUGGGUGACAAGAUCUCGGGCGCCAUGCUCAAGCUCAAGGGCACCCUGACCCGCCGCCCCGGACAGAAGGCCGCCGGCACCCGCCGCAUGCACGGCACUGACGGCCGUGGCUCCCACCGCGCCCACCGCUACUAG
Colletotrichum spaethianum is the source of this 336-nucleotide messenger RNA. RefSeq lists its product as uncharacterized. Bases 1 to 336 code for a protein of 111 amino acids. Lineage: Eukaryota; Fungi; Ascomycota; Sordariomycetes; Glomerellales; Glomerellaceae. The transcript has a single exon. The record is from RefSeq and is a predicted model, not a curated record.